Messenger RNA from Musca vetustissima, 736 nucleotides. RefSeq names its product tetratricopeptide repeat protein 12. The transcript has 4 exons. Lineage: Eukaryota; Metazoa; Arthropoda; Insecta; Diptera; Muscidae. Bases 19 to 732 code for a protein of 237 amino acids. The record is from RefSeq and is a predicted model, not a curated record. Gene Ontology annotation, molecular function: protein binding.
AAUGAAAACCCAAACACCAUGAAUAACCCACCAGGAUUUGAUGAAGAUUUUUUGGAAUUUGAAUCAAAGGUCAAUCAAGUGAUGAAAUUAUUGGAAGACAUCAAUAAUGCCAAUAAGAAAGAUGAUGACAGCGGUAGUCCUUCCAAGAAGGCGGCGCCUAAGAAUAUUUACGAUGAAAUAGAUGAAAAUAAUUUCAUUGUAACGGUUAAGGAAAGUCGUACCGUUUUAAAUCGCAAUGCUCUGGAAAACGAUGAUACAGAAGAUGAGAAGAAGGAAGGCGGUCCCAGUGUUAUGGAUAAAUUUACAUUUAUGCAACAAUUUGAAAAGGAUGCAGAUGAGAGGGCCAAGGCUCGUAGAGAACGUGAACGAAUAGCACAACAUUUUAGAACUUUGGGUAAUGAAGCAUUUCGUAAACAAAAUUAUGAAAAGGCCAUUAAUAUGUACACGAAGGCAAUGGAUCAUAUACGAGAUAGUCCUAUUUUAUAUAAUAAUCGUGCAUUAGCCUAUAUGAAAUUGAAAAACUAUAAACGUGGCAUAAUGGAUUGUGAUUAUGUUUUAAAUAAACUGGAGGAGAAGAAUAUACGCAGCUGGUUAUAUCGUGCUGCUGCUUAUAAACGUUUGGGCGAUGAAAAGAAUUUCGAAACUAGCAUUAAAUUGGCCAGAAAAAAUAAUCCGAAGAAGGGUGAAUUUAUUGAUGACUUUUUGGAGAAAUUUAAAAUGGAAUCUAUAUAAAUAA